AAACCACCCUCUGACCUGGUCCUGCAGUCAUGGGAAAGGUCGAGAGCAAGCACCCAGACCCAGACAUCCCCAAGAUAAUCGCUGCCUGGUGGAAGACUAUCGAAAAGAAGCCACAACGACCAACCCUGAUCAUUCCCAAUGUCCACUUCACGUUCCCCACGCUGUGGGGGAGCCGAGGUGACAGCCCACCAACCCCGGACUACAGCCCCACUGUAUUCUCCACCCUGUGGAGGACCCACGAGACCCCCAACAAUUUUGUCCCCCACUUCAGUGACAGCGUGGGUCGGGCUGCAGCCAGGACCCAGGAGUACCUUCUGUUCGUGGACCCGGAGGGCAAGUUCAAGCCCAGCCCGGCGGCCCUUGGCGAGGUCUUCCUGAUGACCUACGUCUCCCGGAGCAGCCAUCUCCACAUGACCGACUCCUUCAACUGCACUGCCAUGACCAAGCAGCAGCGGGUCCUGCUGGGGGCUGACUGGGUGUGGGCCGUGCUGGAGAGGCCCACUAAGAACCCCUGCAUCCAGAUCGCCGUGCAGAUCCUGCACCUGUCCGAGAAUGACAGGGGGCUGGCCGAGGAGCACCCAGAGGUCUGCGCCGAAUCCAUGGAGAUGGCCAAGAUGGAGUCCGCCAAUAGGAACAAGGCGGAGAGGAUGGUGGAUUUCUGCGCCUCCGUCGGUAGGGACUGCUAUGCCCUCUUCCUUCUGUUCGGUCGCAAGGGCGACCCGGGCAACAUUUACGGGGUGCUGAGCAACAAUUUUAGCGCGGCGACAGGGAGGACGAAGAUCAACCGGGCGCUCAUUGAGAAUUUCUUUAAAGGGUCCCGGUACUUGCACACGCCCGCUGGAAUGCUGCAGGCCAUCAUCACCAAGAGACCUGGGGACCCUUUAACUCUGCUCAUCAAGUUCACCUGACCCGCGUGGGAAUGACCUCGCCACCACGUCACAUUACAGGUGUCUGGAUUUACUGCAGCGUUUUGAAUAAGGGGAGGAGACUAGAGAUUGGCGGCUUCGUGCUUGACUUGGGACUCAGGGACCCGGUCUGCUGAAAAUGUUCUUUUGGGGACUAUGGAUCUGUGCCUGUUCAUAGCUGCUCACACGUGACUUAACACUUAACACUGGCAACGCAUCAUGCAUAUGUCUACCCAGUGACAGUUUGGAUUACAUUGACAUAGCUACUCUAAUAUGACAUUUCUGACAGACUUUAUUACAUCGUUAGUACCGUUAACUCAGGAGAAUUAGAAUUAUGAUUAAGUCAAAGAUGGUUCAUUUGAUUAUGGUCUUUUUAUUUAUUUUUUAAGUCCACCGAAAAAAAGAAAUCACUACAACUGUGUUUCAGAAAAUGUAUGAAAUGCGUAUUUCUGGAUGUCUUAGGUAUCUUGUUUAGAAAAGGAUGCUAUAUGUUGAGGAUUGUGCUCAGUGGUGAGUACUGUAGCAUAAGGAAAACAAAGGUAUUUCAGUUUUAAAAUACACAUUUUUAGAUUGUAGUGAAGUACAAAGGGUAAAAAACUAUUUUGAUUAGAAGUGAUUAUGUAAAGAUGGCUUUAAUGUGUAAUGAAAUCAAAUAAAACACUCACAAGCUUUAGAUUCAGAACUUAGCCAGAAAAAUACUUAAUGAAACAGUUUAAACAAUCCUAAAGUGAACCAACCUUUUACAGUCUCUCUCACACAAGGUCACACAGGUCUAAACUGCUCUUUUAACAUGUAACAUACAAAUAUGACAAUAUCUUGAA
Esox lucius (northern pike) is the source of this 1726-nucleotide messenger RNA. It is a transcript of the gene rep15, whose product is annotated as RAB15 effector protein. The coding region runs from base 30 to 908 and encodes 292 amino acids. The transcript has a single exon. The record is from RefSeq and is a predicted model, not a curated record. Lineage: Eukaryota; Metazoa; Chordata; Actinopteri; Esociformes; Esocidae. Gene Ontology annotation, biological process: receptor recycling.